Messenger RNA from Hydra vulgaris (swiftwater hydra), 625 nucleotides. RefSeq lists its product as uncharacterized. NCBI's taxonomy places the organism in Eukaryota, Metazoa, Cnidaria, Hydrozoa, Anthoathecata, Hydridae. The record is from RefSeq and is a predicted model, not a curated record.
GCACCUGCCAAAAAUCAACGAAAAAUAAUUGGUAGCAGAUAGUAUACUAGGUGUUAGACUUUUGGUACAUAAUUUUGGUUUUUCUGUUGUUUUUUUUCGUUAAGCUUGUUACGGGUGUGGAUAGGGGGGCCGACUAUACAAAAACAUAACAAAUCCCAAUAUCGUAUUAUUUUGAAUUUUAUUUUUAGAUUAAAAUAAAUAAUGAAUAACAGAGAUGUUGUUAGAUCUAUAACAGAUAAUCCUGCUGCACAUUAUGAAGCUUUUUUGAGAUAUCUUCAAUCUACCCAGCCUACCACAGCAACAUCUUCAUCUGCAAUUAGUGCUCUAGUUCCAUCCUCAAUUGCAUUGAGUGUUCCAUCUACAUCUGGAAUAAUUGUUACAUCUUCAGCUGCUACAAGUGUCCCACAACCUCCACAACAAUCAACACAACCUUCUGCUGAGCUUACCUAUGGUGCCUAUAGAAGAUAUAGGGACCAGCACCCUGGACCGAUGAGCAAUCGUUCAUUUUUGCGGUGGAUUUUUUUGCGAAGACGGAAUGGUGGCGGCCUUGUUGUGAAUGGUGGCAUCCACUAUUACUAGGCGCCACCACUCCUUUAUUUUUUUUUUAAAUAAAUAUAUAACAUUA